Cercocebus atys (sooty mangabey) is the source of this 7051-nucleotide messenger RNA. It is a transcript of the gene SYT7, whose product is annotated as synaptotagmin VII. The record is from RefSeq and is a predicted model, not a curated record. Bases 85 to 2145 code for a protein of 686 amino acids. NCBI's taxonomy places the organism in Eukaryota, Metazoa, Chordata, Mammalia, Primates, Cercopithecidae. Gene Ontology annotation, cellular component: synaptic vesicle; membrane; axon. Gene Ontology annotation, molecular function: calcium ion binding; phosphatidylserine binding; SNARE binding. Gene Ontology annotation, biological process: regulation of calcium ion-dependent exocytosis; calcium-ion regulated exocytosis; vesicle fusion. The transcript is spliced from 13 exons.
CCCCAUGCCCAGCGGCGGCGGCGGAGCAGCGCGCGGCCGCGGGCGGCUCUGAGGAGCCCAGAGGGAACCGGCGACGAGGGGACCAUGUACCGGGACCCGGAGGCGGCCAGCCCAGGGGCGCCCUCGCGCGACGUCCUGCUGGUCUCUGCCAUCAUCACCGUCAGCCUUAGCGUCACUGUCGUCCUCUGCGGCCUCUGCCACUGGUGUCAGCGCAAACUGGGCAAACGCUACAAGAAUUCCUUGGAGACGGUGGGCACGCCAGACUCAGGGCGUGGGCGCAGUGAGAAGAAGGCUAUCAAUGAUCUAGACAGAGACUUUUGGAAUAACAAUGAGAGCACAGUGCAGCAGAAAUGGAGCUCCUACCCUCCCAAGGAGUUUAUUCUAAACAUUUCACCCUACGCCCCUUAUGGCGACCCACGACUGUCCCUCAAUGGCACCCUCCUGUCGGGCGCCAAAGUGGCCGCCGCGGCGGGGCUGGCGGUGGAGCGGGAAGGCCGGCUGGGGGAGAAGCCGGCGCCGGUGCCACCACCCGGAGAGGACGCCUUGAGAAGCGGCGGGGCUGCCCCCAGCGAGCCGGGCAGCAGUGGCAAGGCCGGGAGAGGCCGCUGGCGGACGGUGCAGAGCCACCUGGCCGCAGGGAAGCUCAACUUGUCCAAUUUCGAGGACUCCACCCUGUCCACGGCCACUACCCUUGAGUCUAUCCCCAGCUCCACGGGAGAGCCGAAAUGCCAGCGACCCCGCACCCUGAUGCGGCAGCAGAGCCUGCAGCAGCCGCUGAGCCAGCACCAGCGGGGCCGGCAGCCCAGCCAGCCCACCACCAGCCAGAGCCUGGGCCAGCUGCAGGCCCACAUGGCCUCGGCGCCGGGCCCCAACCCCCGGGCCUAUGGCCGGGGCCAGGCUCGGCAGGGCACCUCGGCCGGCUCCAAGUACCGGGCGGCGGGGGGCCGCAGCCGCUCCAACCCGGGCAGCUGGGACCACGUGGUGGGGCAGAUUCGAAACCGAGGCUUGGACAUGAAAUCCUUCCUGGAAGGCCGGAUGGUGGUGCUAUCCUUGGUCUUAGGGCUUUCGGAACAGGAUGACUUUGCCAAUAUCCCUGACCUGCAAAACCCAGGAACCCAGCAGAACCAGAACGCUCAGGGGGACAAGAGGUUGCCUGCAGGAGGGAAGGCAGUGAACACAGCCCCGGUGCCAGGCCAGACACCCCACGAUGAGUCCGACCGCCGGACCGAGCCACGCUCCUCUGUCUCAGACCUCGUCAACUCCCUCACCAGCGAGAUGCUCAUGCUCUCCCCAGGCUCCGAGGAGGAUGAGGCCCACGAGGGCUGCAGCCGAGAGAACCUGGGCCGGAUCCAGUUCAGCGUCGGCUACAACUUCCAGGAGUCCACGCUCACCGUGAAGAUCAUGAAGGCCCAAGAGCUGCCGGCCAAGGACUUCAGCGGCACCAGUGACCCCUUCGUCAAGAUCUACCUGCUGCCUGACAAGAAGCACAAGCUGGAGACCAAGGUGAAGCGGAAGAACCUGAACCCCCACUGGAACGAGACCUUCCUCUUUGAAGGUUUUCCCUAUGAGAAGGUGGUGCAGAGGAUCCUCUACCUCCAAGUGCUGGACUACGACCGCUUCAGCCGCAACGACCCCAUCGGGGAGGUGUCCAUCCCCCUUAACAAGGUGGACCUGACCCAGAUGCAGACCUUCUGGAAGGAUCUGAAGCCAUGCAGCGAUGGGAGUGGGAGCCGAGGGGAGCUGCUCUUGUCUCUCUGCUACAACCCCUCUGCCAACUCCAUCAUCGUGAACAUCAUCAAAGCCCGGAACCUCAGAGCCAUGGACAUCGGGGGCACAUCAGACCCCUACGUGAAGGUGUGGCUGAUGUACAAGGACAAGCGGGUGGAGAAGAAGAAGACGGUGACGAUGAAGAGGAACCUGAACCCCAUCUUCAAUGAGUCCUUCGCCUUCGAUAUCCCCACGGAGAAGCUGAGGGAGACGACCAUCAUUAUCACCGUCAUGGACAAGGACAGGCUCAGCCGCAAUGACGUCAUCGGCAAGAUCUACCUGUCCUGGAAAAGCGGGCCAGGGGAGGUGAAGCACUGGAAGGACAUGAUUGCCCGUCCCCGGCAGCCCGUGGCCCAGUGGCACCAGCUGAAGGCCUGAGUGGGGCCAAGGGAGGCCCAGGGGGCCGAGGGCCCAGGUCCCCAUCAUGCCCUCACCACUUUAUGCACAACGCCCGGCCUGAGCCCCCUGCCAUAGGGAGGGGAGGACCCUGAGGGCUCAGCCAGGGAGGGGUCCCAGGACUCAACUGGGCCCCGUGUCUAGGAAGUACCAGCCCCGUCCCCCACGGUCCAGCUUCGGGGAAGGGGCUCUGGGAGGCAUUUUCCUGCUUUGCCCCUUUUCUUCCUGACUUACUAAUACUAAAGAAGUUGGGGGACCUCAAGAGCCAGACGGCCAGACAGGCAGACCCCUCCAGAGGCCCGCCAGGUGGGCAUGGUCCCCCGUUUUCUUUAAGGCAGCACCUGGAGUGGAGAGAGGCCACUCCCUGUCCAGCCCCCGAGGUGGACCCAGGGGAGGGGAGGCUGAGGCGUUUGGCCCCAGUCUGGUUAGGAGAGGCCCGUCCCCAGGGCAGUUUCAGGUGCCGGCUGGGCCCUGAAUGCCGAAGACAGUAUCUAGCCCGCUCCUGGGUCCUGGAGCCGCGGCCCUUUGUACUUGUGUUGUGUCCAUUGUGUGUGUGCGUGGGGACAGAGGCCUGGAAGUGCGGAGGACUAUGCGGAGAAGGCAGGUUUCGUGAAGGCCAGGCAGGGUUGGAGGCCAGGAGUGUGAGAGGAGAGGCCUGUAGGGCUGAGUGGGGUAGGGUGAGGCAGCAGUCAGGAACAGAAGAGCGGCAGAUGCUGGAGCUGGGCUGAGAGCCGGGCUGCCUCCUGCCCUCCUCCCCUUCUCCCCUUGGUGCCCCCUUCUGCUCAGAAUCUGAAAUAGCUCCUUUUUCAGCAAUUUCAUCUCUUGAACACUGACUCACGCCUUUUAGGCACCUACUGUGUGCAUAGCAUUCCACCAGGACUCAUCUCCCUUCCUUCUCAAGGGGUCCUGAGCCCUGACUAGCUUUGCCCUAACUCCUUCAUCAAAAGACCCCCCGCCAGCUUCCCACACCUCAUACGCAGCCACAUCUGCCCUAUUCUUCAUGCUUUCCAGCUUCCCUGCCCUUCCUCGUCUCUCCCUGCCUGUGCAGACCCCCACCCUUCUUUCCUCACCCCUCCAUCCCCUGAUGCUUGUAGGCCUUCCAUUCAUUCCCUGUCAUCGUGCGUGGUCUCUGAUCUUCCAUCACCUGAUCUUCUCCAGGACUGUCUUCCCACCCUCCCCACUCCCUGGUCCCCGGGAGCAGCUCCUUCUGCCUGGCUCACUCACAGUGCAGGGAAAGGAGGCAGGGAGAAGACGAAGGUUCUGAGAGUUCUGAGGUUGCCACACACAAAGAAGCCAUGGUUUCUCUGCCUCAGCCACUGAUGAGACUAGAACUGGCUUCCCCCUGGAGAUGGCAGAUUUCAGGCUGAUCCCUGCUUAAGCCCUCUCAUCCCCACGCUGGUCCUGGUAUAGAUAAAAGACCCAGCUGGUGACAAAGCCUCCAAACCUGGGGGUCCAUAGGCCUGGGCCUGACAUUCCAAGAACCACCGCCAGGUGGCGCCAAGCCUCCACAGUCUGUGGCUUGGUCAGCCCACAGUUCCACCCUGGAUGGGCCUGUGACACCCCAAAGACAAGAAGGGGACUCUGGAUAGGGUCCCCACAUCCAGGGCGUGGGGAGAGCAUAGGCAUUUGGGAACCAUUUUCCUUCGGUCGGCUUCCCCUUGACCUGAGCAUUCUGCUUGCUGCAGUAGACGGGUCGCCUUUUGCCCAUAGCGAAAUUUUCUUAAAUUGAAUCUCACACCCCCACCAUUUCCUCUCCCUGGGAUCUGGAAGAACAUCAUACAUAGUAGGUGAAUCGUUUUGUAGAGUGAAGAAUGCUAAUGUAAAGCAAAUAGUCACCCACGUUCCUUGUAAAUCCAAAUGUUUCUAUAUUGUAGCUUUGCUUAAAAUGGGGUCGGCCCCAACUGCACCCUCCUCUUUGGCGGGCUGGGGAGCGGCCCCCAGCAGGGACGGGAGGGCAGCGACCCCGAAGCCACGUGGAUGUGGGAGAGGGCGUGGUGGGAAGUUUUGAGUGGAGGAGGGGAUCUGCCCUUCUCUACCCCUCCCUUGGAUCCGCCUCGGUUUCCUGUCCCCCCACCACCACCCGCCUGCCCCGCGGAAGACUGCCCAGUGAGCGAGCCCCCGCCUCCCAGGCCCCUUCGCCUGCUAGGGAGCCCCCUGGGAAUCCAACCAACUUGUAUCGAGUGGGCGGGGCAAUGGCUCCACCUUUUCCCGAGCCCCGCCCAUGGAGCUCUUAGCCAAUCCUAUGCAGAGAGCAUCUCCUGGCAGGGAUCUUUUCCCAACCAGACCCCAUCCAGGCACACUGGCUACCAGGCUUGGGCUUCCCCAGCCCCCCCACGUGCAGGUGGAGCUCUGGGAUGCUAUGUCGGGGCGGCAAGCGGUGGGCCAAGGGCUGAGUAGGCUAGCACGGGAGGCAAGGGUGGUAUGGGAUGGGGCAGGGGUGGUCUAGGGUGAUAGGAGAGCAGGGAAUGGGGGAACUUGAGGGUGGGGGGAGGGCACUUGGAGCCCUGUCACCAUCCCAGGACUUUGGGCAAGUCACCCGCACUCCCUGGGCCUCAGUUUCCCCAUCUGUAAUAUGAUGGUAAUAAUACUUCACCUACCUCACAGGGGAGGUUGUGAGGCCACCAUCACCUGACCUGAGGGUCAAGGCAGGAGGACUCAAGAGAGAAGGUGCUACCCGUGAGCAAAGUGUAAUUAGCGAAUCCUGACAGCAAGGCCCACCUGCCCCUCCCCCACAGAGCCUCCAGAGCUAGCCGAGGCCAACCCAGGCCCAUCUGUCUCUUCACUGUGUCGCAGGCCCCUUCAUGGGCCUCAUCUGCCAUCUUUGUGGGUGCCCUAGACUUAGUCCUUAUCUUGUCCUGGUUUCCUUUCUUGUGGCCAUCUCCCCACGAAACUGCUGUAUAAAUUCCACCUGCCCCAGGACCCCCACACCUGCCCUCCGGCACCAGAUGCCAGGGAAGGGACAGAGGAAAACAGCCACAAACAAGCCAGGGGCCUCCCCUGAGUCCCCCAGGGGUGGGGAUCGGUGGCCACUGUUUGUAUGUCCUUGAGCGCAAAUGUUUUAUAAAAAAUAAAACAAAAACCCACCAUCACCAAAAAAAAAAAAAAAUUUUGCAGCGAAGAGAAAUGAAGAAAAACUGAAGGAAAAAAAAAAAAAAAAACAGGAAAAAAGAACCAUACAAAAUUUUUCCACCACACACACCCUCUAAGCCAGCAAGAUUUCCUCUUUGCAAAAUCAUAUUUUUGUGGGAAUGGGUCCUGCUUUUUGUGGCAAGGCCUGUUCUGAUUAAUAAAGGAUCGUGAAAAAGUAGGGCCUUGGCUGUUUCCUCCUUGGGUCCCAGCCCUCCCUCACCUUCCCAGGGGCAGAGGCAGUGGGGUGAAGGGGAUGGGGGCCCCGGGGCUGAGCCUCCCCCUCAGUGUGUCACCUUUGGGAUUUGACUUCACUGGUGACCAGGCCCUUCCUGAGCGUCCAGCCCAUCCUCAGAUCUCUAUAGAAUAUGAUCCCACCGGCUUCCCAGAAAGCAGAGAGGCAGCUACAUCUCCCAGAUCAGGCCUGACGCAAAGCUUUUUGGGAGUAGAGUCCUCUAGGCCUCAGAGGUGCCCUCCAGGGUCACCCAGCCUGACGUCCCCUCCCUCAGUUCCCAGAGGACCCUCACCACCCUUCAAGGCAGCUCAGACAAACCAAAGGGGGACGCUCCAGUUUUCCCACCACCACCCACGGGGCCACUGUAGUUUCAGGCCAGCGCCUCCUUCCUGGUCCCUGAGGUGGGAAAGGGAAAGAUAAGGAGCUCUGUGUCUGUUGGCUGGAACUGUGGCUUCUCUCAGUUCUUUAGGAUUAGAAAAGUCUUUUCUACUCAAUAGAACAGGUUCCAGCCUGAGGUGUGGGAAGCUGGGUUGUAAUCCCUUCUCCAGCCUCUGUGGCCCUGGGCAAGCUCUUUUAUUCCUUCCACCUGUUUCUUCUGACCACGACAAAGCAAUAACCAUCCCCAUCCCCUGCCCUUUCUUCCCCACCCAGCCCAGGGGAAGCUGAGCCCCCGCAGCUCUCAGGGUUCUUCAGAAGGAAGGUGCUACAUCUGUUUCAGACACAGGCACAAAAGGAACGAGCACAUCCCUGUUGUCAUGUGUCCACCUGCUGGCCCCUGGCCCUGCCAGGAGUGAAGCGGGCCAUCCCAUCCGCCCCCUGCUCCCAGCACCUGGGGCCAGCAGCUGCCUCCUGGAACUGCACUAAGUACCCCACCCAAAGCUGUCUGUCUCUCGUUUCCCGCAACCUGGUUUAGAUAUCCCUUCUGAUCUCUGUUCCAGAGAUUGGAGGAAGCCCUGGGGUCAGGUAAGUAGCCUCAGGGGCGCCCUUGGCCAGAGCUUCUGUUCAGGCUUUCUCUGUGAGAGCAGCCCCGGAAAACGGAGCCUGAAGUCAGAGACAGCCCAGGCCCAGCACAGGUGGCAGUCUCUUGCUGCUGGCUCGGGCCCUUCCCUGGACUUUUUGCCUUCCUCUGUUUUUACUUCUCUGGGUCUGUCUUCAUCCACGCCUGAUCUGAGAUGCUCCCCCACCUCUCCCUGUACCUGGGACCACCGCCCUCUGGUGUUUUCUUUCUCCUGUGAGUCCCCCCCAGAUACUGCUACUUUCUGGAAGGCCAUCCUGGGUUACGUUCUGCGCUCCUCUCCCUCCCCCGCAAAGACAACCAGAAAGACAAGGCUUGAGCACGCCGAUGCCCCCGCUCGUGGCUUCCCUGACCAUCUGUUUCCCGUGAAGACGCCCCGCUCCCCGUGUCUGUGUCCUGUGUGUGUGUGUCGUGUCUUGUUUAGAUUGUGAGCCCCCUGGGCAGGGAUCCCUGUCUGCAUACGUGUUCCCUGUGGCACGCCCAGGUGUGCUAAUAAAUGUUCAUCUUCAGAA